AUGAAUCCUUCCUUCCCCAUCCAACGUCCUGGCGUCGUCAACAGUCCUGCAGCCCCACUCAUCACCGAUCCCCACCUCGUCAACCCUCCCCAGCCAGCCCCAAACCAAUGGGCGGCACUCAACACCAACCCCGAUCUACAGCGCACACUCUCUAAUGGAAGUAAUGGGUACAUCUCUAACCCUCUUCCCACAUCUCAAGCGCCACUUCCGAUUGCUCACUACCAGCAACUGUCAACCACCUCCCCUCAACCCAUCCAUCAAAGGUCCACGUCUACAGAGUUCAACCUCCUCAACUCGACUGAUCCUCAAAUCACUCAAGCCUUACUCCAGAUCAAACAGGCUCAAGAUGUUGUCAAGAACCCCAGUCUCUCCACGGCUGAGCGUGAGGCGGCUAUUCAACGUGUCUACGAAAUCCGUGAGGUGGUGGCCGCUCGUUUCCGUCGUGAAAAUAAUAGCAACAGUCCAAGCCCCCAAAACGCCCAACCUCAACAUCCCAGCGAAGCCCAGCGAGCUCCAAUGCCAGCAGCCUUCCAGAGACAACCGCAAAUUUUCUCUGGUAUGCAGUAUUCUGCUCAAGCUAAUAAUCCUACCAUCGCCCGGCCGCUCAACAGUAACCUCUCUGCUGCUACCUCGAGUCCUCGUCAAAACUUGAACCUCUCUGGUCGGAAUAGUCCUGCACCCCACCCCAACAACACUAAUCAACCCAUGGGACAUCCGAUCUCCCGACCGGGAUCCUCUCACCAAUCAAUCAUCGGCGGGCCCGCCUCCUCGCCCCCACCCAUGUCUAACGCCGCCAGUCCACCGAACAGCUCUGUCAUCGAUCUCACAAAGCGACGUGUAGCCCCCAGGCCAGCCCCUAAGAAAGUCGGCCAAUCCAUGGGCACACCCGGUUCCAACGCAGGCUCGCCCAUGAGUCAGUCCAUCAAUCUGGCCACCUCCCCUCAUCCUGUACAUGCCUCCCUCGCUCCGCUUUCACUCGGCACUCCCCACUCAACUCCUCAAGCCAAUGGCCUUCCAUCACACCCAAACGGCUCCAACAACAAUACGCAUGGCUCACCUCCAGCCGCACAACCUCAUGGCUCUCCUGCUCCUCAUAAAGACUCGUCUCUCUCUCCCGCCCCUCCUUCGAUAGCCGCCCCAACAACGACUACCACCAAAAUUUCGCCCGCACCGAUCACGCCAGCACCAGUCCCAUUUCCCCCACCUAGACCCACGAUGACCGGUGGUCACGCGGCUUCGUCUACCUUGGCAGGCGCGUUGAUGCAUCGGCCGCCGACCAACGGAAUCAGUGAGGCCCUCGGACAGGGUAGUGGAACUCAUGAGGCAACGAGAGGCCAAGAAGCUACUAGCGCUAAUCGGAUCAUCUCUAAACGUAAAAUCCAAGAGCUCGUCGAAAGUAUCGAUCCGUCGGAACGACUAGAAUCUGAGGUCGAGGACUUGUUGCUGGAAUUAGCGGACGAGUUUAUCGACUCCGUCACCCGCUUCUCUUGCCAGUUGGCCAAACAUCGCAAAUCAGACCGGCUGGAAACGAAAGAUAUUCAGUUACAUCUUGAACGGUCGUGGAACAUCAGGAUUCCAGGGUUCGCAAACGACGAGAUCCGGCAGAGUCAAUCUCGCCGCAUCAACGCGUUGCCAAGCUACCAAUCCCGCGUGGCGAUCGUCCGAGAAGCGAUCCGCAAACGUCGGUCCACCAACACUUGA
Puccinia triticina is the source of this 1701-nucleotide messenger RNA. RefSeq lists its product as uncharacterized. The transcript has 5 exons. Gene Ontology annotation, biological process: RNA polymerase II preinitiation complex assembly; DNA-templated transcription initiation. NCBI's taxonomy places the organism in Eukaryota, Fungi, Basidiomycota, Pucciniomycetes, Pucciniales, Pucciniaceae. Gene Ontology annotation, cellular component: SLIK (SAGA-like) complex; SAGA complex; transcription factor TFIID complex. The record is from RefSeq and is a predicted model, not a curated record. Bases 1 to 1701 code for a protein of 566 amino acids. Gene Ontology annotation, molecular function: TBP-class protein binding; DNA binding; protein heterodimerization activity.